AACUGAGAACGUACCCUGGCAACGUGCCUUUGUGUUGUGAUUGGGUUUCUGGUUACCAUGUGAUGUCCUUUUAAGAUGUUUGCUUGUAGCUGAAUGACUAUCUGCGAUCAUGGCUGGAAAAAGAUUUGUACAGUGCAGUGGCUGGGACGGAGAUGAGUGAAGAGGACCUCUAGUAUUUGUAAUGCGUAGUUAGAUAAUUUCCACAGCGCUUAAUGAAACCAAGGGGAAUGCAAAUAUUUUCUGCUGCAGGGCUACACCUUUUCUUUGGGCAUGGAUUUCGAAUUGGAAUGUCCAAAUGACGUCUCGUUUACUCUUUCAGCCUAGACUGAGCAGAGCAAACCUUAAACAUUCUACUGUCCUUUCAACUUUGUUUAAAAUGGCAGACGACAUAGAAUUGAUAGGAGCCUGUGAAUUAAUUAAAGAUCGAUUAUAUUUUGCUACCCUAAGAAGCAAACCAAAAAGCACUGCAAACACACAUUACUUUUGCACGGAUGACGAAUUCGUCUAUGAAAACUUCUAUGCAGAUUUUGGACCCCUCAACUUAGCCAUGCUGUACCGAUACUGCUGUAAACUCAACAAAAAGUUGAAGACAAUCUGUAGGUCUGUCAUAUGUAGAUGUUGGUCAAUGUUGAAGUCCUUCACACUGACCAGGAAGAGAAUUGUGCACUACACCGGCUUUGACCAACGGAAAAGGGCUAAUGCUGCUGUUUUAAUUGGUGCCUACGCUGUCAUCUAUCUGAAGAAGACUCCAGAGGAAGCCUACAGGGCACUGAUCUCCGGCUCCAACGCCUCAUAUCUUCCCUUCAGGGACGCCUCAUUUGGAAAUUGCACGUACAACCUGACGAUUCUCGACUGCUUACAAGGAAUACGGAAGGCCCUGCAGCAUGGAUUCUUUGACUUUGAAACGUUUGAUGUGGACGAAUACGAGCAUUACGAGCGAGUGGAAAACGGAGACUUCAACUGGAUUGUGCCUGGGAAAUUUUUGGCCUUCAGUGGACCCCACCCUAAAAGUAAAAUAGAAAAUGGCUACCCUCUCCACGCCCCCGAGGCUUACUUCCCCUACUUCCGGAGGCACAACGUAACCACGGUGGUGAGGCUCAACAAGAAGAUCUACGACGCCAAGCGCUUUACGGACGCUGGCUUCGACCACUACGACCUGUUCUUCGUCGACGGCAGUACGCCGAGUGACGUCAUCACCCGCCGUUUCCUGCACAUUUGCGAGAUCACCGAUGGCGCUGUGGCUGUCCACUGCAAGGCUGGCCUUGGUCGAACAGGCACCCUGAUAGGCUGUUACCUGAUGAAGCACUACCGCUUCACUGCAGCGGAGGCUAUCGCUUGGAUCAGGGUCUGCCGGCCAGGCUCUGUCAUUGGUCCUCAGCAGCACUUCCUGGAGGAGAAGCAGGCGGCCAUGUGGCUGCAGGGGGAUGCCCAGCGAUCGCAGCAGAAGCCAGCGAGGGCCGUGUCUCAUCUCAUCUCCAGCAUGGACGACCUCUCGCUCAGCGCCGGCCGCACCACGGGCCGCUCAGCUGGCAUCCUCCGGUCCCACAGCACCGACCGCCUCCAAGAGAAUGACUACAGUGGGGAGAACGGGCUCUGCAUGACCCAAGGAGAUAAACUGCGUGCCUUAAAGGGCCGGCGUCAGCCAAGGUCUGCCACGACAGGAGCACUAAGACUUGAAGAAAUGAAACUGCACACCAGGUCACCGUCCCAACCUUUUAGUCGGAUGAAUCCUGGAGUGGUCACUCAGGGCACCAUAUCACCCCUCAAGUCCUCCAAAGUUCCAUCCUCCCCCUUUGCCUCCGCCACCGCCAAGAGAAUCAGCCGUAACUCCUCCUCCUCGGCAUCCAACCUGAAGAGCUCCAACUCCAGGCUAGCCAGCUCCUUAGGCAACCUGUACGCAACCGACGGCAGCGAGGACAAUAGAAAGCCGCCGUACGCCCCCUCUUCAUCGCCCUCCUCCACUCCCCCCUCCUCCACCGUCACCACCUCCAUCCCUCCAUCAGGCCGGGCGGCCGGCGGUCACGGCUACAUGGCGAGCCACCUCCACCACCACUACGAGGUCAACAACAAUCAGUAUAACUCCUCCCCCCCUGGGGUGUUCGGCCACGGCGGUCCAGCAGUGGCCCCCCACCACGCUGCCGGCAGGUCGGGCCCCGGGGUUGAGGAGUACAGCUCCUACAGGCCUCAGCAAGGGGGCCACGCUGGGCUCAGUGGACCGUCUGGCCGAUACCUCAGCCGCUCAAUCCCUUCCCUUCAGUCUGAAUAUGUUCAGUACUAAAGCCGUGGUUCUACGUUGAUCCACACCGGACUGAUAUAGUGACCCUUGAACUGCUGAGCUGGACUGGAUGGAGCCCCCCCCCCCCCCCCACACACACACACACACACACACAUACCUAAAGGGAAGUGAAUAAACCAGGAUGUGCCGUACUGAUGUUCUACUCUCUUGGCAUCUGGAUGGGCGUGGUCUCUGGGGACAGGCGCACAGACUCCCAAGGGCUCAAGGGCCUUUGUGCUAUAAGCCCCGAUCUACCUGAAGUCUUCGGUUAGCGCCUCGAUCCGUCUUAGGUGGACUGAAGUCCCUGUUAGGGUAAUGCUGACAAAGGGCAAUUGACCCAGCUUUGUAAAUUCUGGCUGGCUUUGAUUAGCCUUGGCCGGGCUGUAGCUAUGUGAGCGUGUGGUGUUUACGGCUGAGACGUGGAUUUAUACAGUAUGCUGUGUAGGCCGUCCACCCUCCAGGCAUCACACAGUUCAGUUUCUUUCCAAUAUGUGCUGUACUCUAUACACAUGACCUGUACUGAAGAGAGUGAUUUUUAAACAACAUUUUAUACAUGUAGCACGGCAUAAUUGUAUUGCCUAGGUAAAAGAAUGUUUAGUUACGAAUGGUUAUAGAAAACGUUGGGGUUUAUGACAGCUCUGUUUUUGUCUUGGUAUGACUAAUUCACUAACAACGUGACAAGUUAGGGAGGGAGUGUACCAUGUCCUGCGAACCACCUUCCUGAUGAGCAAUGUAUUGUAAUGCAUUUGCAACAAGGUGUGUCUGUGUGUGUGUCUGUCUGUGUGUGUGUCUGUGUGUGUGUGUCUGUGGGUUAGGUCUAACUAUACUCAUGCGACCAAAUGUCCCCAUGAGUGUAGUAAAACCAGAAUGAAAUGUACUCACGGGGACUCACUUUUGCCAGUCCCCAAGAGGCAAAAUUUAAAUUCCUGACUCAGGGUUUAGGGUCAAAUUUACAAUUCAUUUUAGGGUUAGAAUUGGGGUUUCUUUAAGGUCCAGGCGUUGUUGGUUAUGGUUAGGCAUUACAUCUAGGUAAUGUUUAGGCAUAAAUGUUACUUUAUUGAGAUUAUUUUAUCCAUUUACUGGAUUGAUGGGAUUUAGUGAUUUAGUACCCCUCCUCCAAUGGAAAUGAUUCAUGCUCCAUGUUCCCCUCUGCCACAAGUCUACCUGACUCCUGUGGUCUAAUGGAGGAUCAAUGCACGAAAGUGUCAGAAGAGCGGGACGUGGCUGGUGCCGUCAUAGAAGCCCGUGUCACGUAGGCUUUGGGACUAAUGUAGCCAUGUUGAGCAUGAACAGCCUCCUGGUUUGUUCAGACGGAGGUCUUAGAGGAUUUAAAGGUCUGUCGCUGGGUCGUCAACACCCACGAUGCAAACCUGUCUCUCCGGUCUACUCUGUACCAGGCAGCUGAGCAACUCUGUCCGGGUGCAAGAACCCACCGCAAUACUGGUCUUCUGAAGUCAAAACGUGUGGUUUUAACGAGCACAUUUUCAGUGUUAUUUGACCCUCAUUGACACACUGGAUCACAGUGUGUGAUUUCUGUGGCAGCCUAUUUUUAACAUGAGUGAGUGCUCGCACCUACUGUAGAACCAAUUAUGUUGUGUUGGUAUUAUUAAGGCACAACGGCCACGGAUGUCCUCUGCUAUUACCGAAAUGUGUGCAUGUUUUGUGGCGUGGUUUAGUGUCGAAUGUAAAAACAACACACACUUCCUUGUGUGUUAUGAUUGUUGAAGAUUUCAACAAUGCAGGUGAAGUUUUGACUGGAAAGCACAACUUUCCCUUAUAAUACUGUCUUUGUUAUCCAAUGCUGAAUGUCAGUGGGUGGACAAUGCGACGGUCAUUAUCAAAGUGGAUUUCUACCGAUGAAUAAGGCAGUACUAAGUACAUUUUCUGUUGGACCUUUUAUUAACAGUGCUUCCAAAUACAGUACCAGUCAAAGACAUGGCCAUCUACUCAUUCAAAAUGUCUUUAUUCUUACUAUUUUCCACAUUGUAGAAUAAUAGUGAAGACAUCAAAACUAUGAAAUGACACAUGGAAUUGUUUAGUGAUGUAUAUUAUAUAUUCUUCAAUGUAGCCACCUUUUCCCUUGAACUCAUGAAGCUGGUUGAGAGAAUGCAGUGUUUGUAAAGCUGUCAUCAAGGCCAAUGGUGGCUACUUUGAAGUAUCUACAUUAUGAAAUGUAUUUUGCUCUGUUUGACACUUGGCCCCUACAGUAUUCCAAGUGUUUUAUUUAAUAGUUUUAAUGUCUGCACCACUAUUCUGCAGUGUGGAAAAUGGUCAAAGUAAAAUGCCCUUGAAUGAGUUGCCGACAUUUGACUGGUACUGCAUUUGGAUAAAAAAUAUAUAUUUUUAAAGCCUUCUCAAACUAUGUUGUUGAAUAUCGAAGUUGAUUGAAAAACAACUGGUAGAGAAGUCUUUUUAAGGCUGAUCUUUUUGUUUUGGAUUGUUUUAGAAUUGUACAUUCC
Esox lucius (northern pike) is the source of this 4734-nucleotide messenger RNA. It is a transcript of the gene cdc14ab, whose product is annotated as cell division cycle 14Ab. Gene Ontology annotation, biological process: positive regulation of cytokinesis; microtubule cytoskeleton organization; cilium assembly. The coding region runs from base 296 to 2278 and encodes 660 amino acids. The record is from RefSeq and is a predicted model, not a curated record. Gene Ontology annotation, cellular component: nucleolus; mitotic spindle; centrosome. Gene Ontology annotation, molecular function: protein tyrosine/serine/threonine phosphatase activity; protein serine/threonine phosphatase activity. The transcript has 18 exons. NCBI's taxonomy places the organism in Eukaryota, Metazoa, Chordata, Actinopteri, Esociformes, Esocidae.